AAGCACCGACGAACCAGCAGAAUUUUGUGAAAGAAUCACACACAGUGAGCAGCAUGCGGCAUCAAAACGCAGCUUGGCAGCGAUGGUGCGUCAUCAUGACGACACUCAUCACUUUCAGCACGAUUUCAGAAUCGGCCAAGACGACGUGCGACUUCGAGUCUGGAUUUUGUGGCUGGAAAAACUUGCCCCGCAAUGACCUGAACUGGAGACUGAGGAGCGGCUCAACGCCGUCUUUUGAAACGGGCCCUACUACGGAUCACACAAAAGGAACAUACUUAGGUCAUUACGUGUACAUUGAGACGUCAGGAGCAAGUAAUGCACAAGCUGUACUCGCCAGUUCUGCUGUGACCAACUCAAAUCAAGCGACCUGUAAAUUGUCAAUGGCUUAUCACAUGUACGGCUCACAAAUUGGUACAUUGGAAGUGAUUGCUCACACAACCUACAGAAACUCUUCAUUAUGGAGUCAUUUUGGCAACCAAGGAAAUUUGUGGUUAACCACUACUGUUGACUUUGGAAGCAUAAAUGGCUCGUUUGAAAUUUAUGUGAGGGCUUCACAUUCAUCUGGCUUUAAAGGAGACAUUGCUUUGGAUGAUUUUUCACUGAGUAAUUGUCCUCUAGGUUCUCCUCUUCCUCCACCAACUUCAUUCCAGCGUCAACCAUUUCCUAGUGAGUUACAACUGUAUGCUCCACUUCUCUUAGUGCUUAUUCACUAUUCUAAUACUUACAGACACGACAUGCUCGUUUGA
This is a messenger RNA of Corticium candelabrum, 746 nucleotides long. Its product is annotated as MAM and LDL-receptor class A domain-containing protein 1-like. Lineage: Eukaryota; Metazoa; Porifera; Homoscleromorpha; Homosclerophorida; Plakinidae. The record is from RefSeq and is a predicted model, not a curated record. Bases 54 to 746 code for a protein of 230 amino acids. Gene Ontology annotation, cellular component: membrane. The transcript is spliced from 4 exons.